Molecule: messenger RNA, 1501 nt
Organism: Pyrgilauda ruficollis (rufous-necked snowfinch)
Lineage: Eukaryota; Metazoa; Chordata; Aves; Passeriformes; Passeridae
Gene: ELP6
Product: elongator acetyltransferase complex subunit 6
Exons: 7
Coding region: 40-840 (266 amino acids)
Biological process (GO): tRNA wobble uridine modification
Cellular component (GO): elongator holoenzyme complex
Source: RefSeq, a predicted model, not a curated record
GCGCUUCCCGCCCUGCGCGGCCCCUCAGCGCCGCCCGCCAUGUUCGCGGAGCUGAACGAGCUGCUCGGGGCCUCCCCGGAGCGCCCGGACGCGGGUAAAUUCACCCUGCUGCGAGACACCCAGACAGAUGGCAGCUUCCUGGUGCACCACUUCCUCUCCUUCUACCUCAGAGCUGGCUGCAAGGUUUGCUUUGUGGCCCUGCUCCAGUCCUUCAGCCACUACAGCAUCGUGGCACAGAAACUGGGAGUCAGUCUGGCAGCUGCCAAGGAGCGGGGACAGCUUGUCUUCUUGGAGGGCCUCAAGUCCUGCCUUGACCUCCUGUUUGGGGAGAAGGAGCAGCCAGGACAGCCCAGUCCUCUGCAGUUUCUGAGCGGGAGCGCCUGUGAGCUGCGGGCCUUGUUUGACUUUGUCCGGGUGUCCCUGAGUGCCGCUGGCGGUGAUUCCUGGAAAGGCCCCGUGCUGCUGGUGGAUGACCUCAGUGUCCUGCUGAGCCUGGGGGCUGCCCCGGUGGCCGUGCUGGACUUCAUCCACUACUGCCGUGUGUGGGUGUGCUGCCAGCUGAAGGGGAACAUCGUGGUGCUGGUUCACAGCAGCGAGGAUUCGGAAGAUGAGGAGAAUGAGCUGGUUGUGAACUCCCUGUGUCAUCACAGCGACCUCAUCCUGUGGGCAGAGGGGCUGGCCACUGGCUUCUGCAAGGAUGUUCACGGGCAGAUUAAGAUAAUCAAGAGAUUGUCCUUGCGGCAGGCGGCGGAGCAGGAUGUGGUCCAGAUCUACCAGUACAAGAUCCAGGACAGGAACGUCACCUUUUUCGCACGGGGGCUGUCGGCUGCAGUCCUGUGACACUGUGACAGUGCAGAGCCUGGGAGUGUCAGUCCCUGCUUCUGCAAAAGCACCACCAGCACCUCUCAGGAGCAGCACAGCAAACUGACCCGGGAGGGAAGCUCAGACACACCUGGAAGUGGUGCCAACGUGGGAUCAGCCUGCCUGGGGCCUGCUGCAUGCCCUGGUCCUCCCACCCCGUUCCCAACACACUCAGGCCAAGAAAGGGAGCAAGAACUUGCAAGAAUGGCCCUUGGAGCAUGUAAAUACAGGCAGGGGGUGCCCUGCGGGCUGGGUGUGCCUUGCCUCGCCUCUUCCGGUGUGGGGCACAGCAUGGCAGUGCCAGGCACUGCACAGAGGGAGCACCCUUCCCUCCCGCUGGCACAGGAGGAGAUGACACACAGCGGGUGGAGCAGGGAUGGUCCGGGAGCCUGGCGCAAUCCCCUCCUUGCUCCCAGCUCUGGCUGGCAGAGGUUUGCCCAACUCCCAGCUUCCAUGCAGUUGGCAAAUGCACAGCUCUGUGGAUAGCCCUCACCUGGCUGUGCUGAGACCUGGGCACUGCCACGCUUUGUCCCCUGCGGCUUCCCAAGCUCAUCCUGGGCUUUGUGGUUGGAUAAACCCCUCUGGGAGCCUGCCUCAGCCACUGCUUCCUCAUCCCAAUCCCUGACUAGCUGUUACACGA